UCAUAUACAUAAACCCGUCUUCCGCAGUCAUCAUCUGUUAGACUCUGCACAAUCGACAUCACGGCUGAUACAGAGCUCUUUGAAGACUUUGGUGGCGCACCGCAGACGCAAUCAUUGCGGAAGCUUGCUAUGAGCCGCCUCAUGGGUGCAGCAUCCUCAGCUCCGACUUCGCCCACAAUCAAAGCCAACGAAAACCGCCGCAAUGGAGAAGCCCAUCUGGACCAUGGCGCUUUACCUCCGCCGGGUGUUUCGCUGCCUGCUCCAGGCGUCCCGUCCUUGACAACCGCGCUGAGGAAUUUGACUACUUCUGAGCCCGGCGCCCCGCACCCUCCCGGUGGCGUUCACUAUGACUCCCCCUAUUCGCGCAGCCUCUCUUCCACAGCGCCCACUUCGCCGCGGAUUCCGCCGGUCAGACAAAAUUCCGGCAGUCAGACCCCGAGAGUCCGUCCACACCCGUCGACGCUCAAUAUCCCAGGGAUGACGCGUUCCAAAGCAUCCCCAGACGGGCGUAUUCCCGACAGAGACGUUGCUGCGAAACUAGUCAUCAUCAUGGUUGGCCUGCCGGCAAGGGGCAAAUCAUACAUCACGAAGAAGAUCCAUCGCUAUUUAUCCUGGCAACAGCACAGCACCAGGAUUUUCAAUGUUGGCAACAGGAGACGCAUCGCUGCUGGCGUGGCCAAGCCAUCCGAUGGAUCGCCGAUUUCGGCGCCUAUAAGAACCGACGUGCCCAGCCAAGCGGCGAAGGUUCUUUUGAACGGCACGAAAGGCCCUGACAUUGUUGUGGAAAACGAGCCGACAAAUCUAGAUCUCAACAAGCCUGCGAUCCACGGGGACUCAGCCGAGAAGUUGGACCAGUCAGCCAAGUUCUUCGAUCCAAAGAACGCAACUGCGGCCAAGCUGCGCGAACAAGUGGCUCUAGAUACGCUCGACGAGCUUCUUGACUAUCUUCUUCAACAGGGCGGUGCUGUGGGCAUUCUAGAUGCGACCAAUAGCACCGUCCAUCGGCGGCAGCUCCUUGUGGAUCGCAUCAAGGCCAGGGAGCCAAAGCUGGGCAUUCUCUUCAUUGAGAGCAUCUGCCACGACCAGAACCUUCUGGAGGCGAAUAUGCGUCUUAAGCUCUCUGGGCCGGAUUACAGAAAUAAAGAUCCGGUCAAGUCCCUGGAGGACUUCAAAGCGAGGGUCAAGGCGUACGAGAGUGCGUACGAGCCGUUGGGGAAGUGGGAAGAGGACAAUGAUCUACAGUACAUCCAGAUGAUCGAUGUGGGCCGGAAGAUUGUCCAAUACCGUCUCCGAGGCUUCCUGAGCGGCGGGAUCGCGUCGUAUCUUACCACAUUCAAUCUAUCGCCCAGACAGAUUUGGAUCACACGACACGGCCAAAGUGAGGACAACCGGGUGAACAAGCUGGGCGGCAAUUCCGACCUGACGGAGCGCGGCCACUUUUACGCUCACGCUCUGUACGAGUUCAUCACCUACAAGCGGAAGGAGUGGCUCAUCGAGCAAAAGAACAAAAUCGCAAGCUCGAGCUUUCCGCCGCAGCCCGGGGACAACACGCCGCCCUAUCCGGAGCUCAACCAGGAGCUUGACGACAAGAACUUCUGUGUCUGGACGUCAAUGCUCAAGCGCAGCAUUGAGACUGCUGAAUACUUCGACGCGGACGACGACUACGACGUGAAGGCGUGGGAGAUGCUGAACGAACUCAAUGCGGGCGACUUUGAGGGCAUGACUUAUGAAGAAAUUGCCCGGAGAUUCCCGGAGGAGUACGCGAAGCGGGCCAAGGACAAGAUGGGAUACAUCUAUCCAGGGGUUGGUGGAGAAGGGUAUCUCCAGAUCAUCAGCCGGCUCCGUGAUAUGGUGCGCGAGAUGGAGCGCAUUACGGACCAUGUCCUCAUCAUUGGACACCGGUCUGUCUGCCGAGUGCUGAUGGCGUAUUUCAUGGACCUCACGAGAGAUGACAUCGCGGACCUCGACCUACCGCUCGGGCUACUCUAUUCUAUCGAGCCAAAACCAUACGGGAUUGAGUUCCACGCGUACAAGUACAAUGAGGAAACAGCGUGGUUCGACGAGAUACCGAAUUACAAGCCCCGGAAGACUGUCGACAGGAACAACUAAGCGACCGCUGGGUCGACGCCGGGCCAUGUACGAAUUCAAAGGGAUGGGUUUGGAUAUCCGAGAUGGGUGGUGCUCGGGAUGGCGUUGUCGGCUUCAGCGA
Chaetomium strumarium is the source of this 2209-nucleotide messenger RNA. RefSeq names its product histidine phosphatase superfamily. The record is from RefSeq and is a predicted model, not a curated record. Gene Ontology annotation, biological process: fructose metabolic process; fructose 2,6-bisphosphate metabolic process. Gene Ontology annotation, cellular component: cytosol. The coding region runs from base 130 to 2109 and encodes 659 amino acids. Gene Ontology annotation, molecular function: 6-phosphofructo-2-kinase activity; ATP binding. NCBI's taxonomy places the organism in Eukaryota, Fungi, Ascomycota, Sordariomycetes, Sordariales, Chaetomiaceae. The transcript is spliced from 4 exons.